AUGGCCAAGGUAGGAGACAUCCCCGCAUUCAACCCAAGACCCACGACUAACACUCCACUCUCGCAGAUCACCCAGCUGUUGUUUGACUGCGACAACACCCUCGUGAUGUCCGAGGAACUGGCCUUCGAGGCCUGCGCGGACAUUGCCAAUGAGAUCCUGGCCAAGCGCGACAUCACUGACCGCUACACCGGGGAAGAGCUCAUCAAAGACUUUGUCGGCCAGAACUUCCGUGGUAUGAUGGUCUCUUUGCAGGCCAAGUAUGGCUUUGACAUGCCCAAGGAAGAGAUUGAGCACUACGUCAAGGAAGAGGAAAACCAAGUCAUUGCCAAAUUGGAGGCGAAGGCGGUGCCUUGCAUUGGUGCUAACGAGGAGUUGGAAAGACUCCAGCGCCAGGGCAAAUACGACAUGGCUGUUGUGUCGUCCUCUGCUCUUCGUCGUGUCCGCGCCUCAAUCAAGAAGGUGAACCAGGACAAGUACUUCAAGCCAGACCACGUUUUCAGCGCUGCUACCUCCCUGCCCCAACCGACCUCCAAGCCUGACCCGGCCAUCUAUCUUCACGCCUUGGAGGUGCUGGGCAAGAAGCCCGAAGAGUCUGUUGCCAUCGAAGACAGCCGCUCUGGUGCUCUUAGCGCUAUUCGUGCUGGGAUCCCAGUCAUUGCCUACGUCGGAAGCUAUCACGGCGAUGACAAGCGUGGUGAGAUGGCAGCCAAGUUGACCGAACUGGGUGCUCAGGUCGUGAUGAAGGAUUGGGCCGAAUUCGACACUUGCCUCAAGCAGAUCGAGGGCGAGCCUACAGAGACCAGUGUCGCUAAUCUUUAG
Talaromyces atroroseus is the source of this 819-nucleotide messenger RNA. RefSeq lists its product as hypothetical. Bases 1 to 819 code for a protein of 272 amino acids. NCBI's taxonomy places the organism in Eukaryota, Fungi, Ascomycota, Eurotiomycetes, Eurotiales, Trichocomaceae. The transcript has a single exon. The record is from RefSeq and is a predicted model, not a curated record.